ACCGUACGUAGCAACGAGUUUGUCAUACAACUUUUAACAGCAGAGGACUUUUCAAUCGAUUUGUAUUGAAAUAUGGAAGAAAACGAAUGCAUUACAAACGAAAAACAAUCAAUGACUGUACCAGAGGUUGCAGUUAUGGAUGAAAAUAAUAGCGACGGAAUGAACGGAAAUGGUGCGAAAAAACGAAGACGGAAGCGUUCUCAGAAACAAUUGGAGAGAUGGAUGAGGUACCGUGAAAAGAAAUAUCUAGAGAAAGUAAAGAAUGCUAGAAAAAAGCAAGAAGGUACCGUGGCUGUUGUUGACGCACAGCAAAACCCCGCAACAAAUGAAUUCCCAAAGGUAGUUGUUUCUAACUUAAGACCAGAGGCGGAAGAAUUUGUACCAAGAUCUUUUACUUCGACCUUCUCCAAGCAACUUUCCCUGCCAAACGACGAUUCUCAAAACCAGGUGAAUGACGAGAUCGCGGCCAACUCCGUUGGAAAUGAUGCUUGUGAAAGUGUAAGUGAGAGAGAUGACAGCAUCUGUGGCGUUUUGUCAAUCUACGCUGCUAGUGAACUUCACAGUUCUAUUGAUAAGGUGGCGUACUGCACUAUAAAAGAUGCUCAACAUGAUUUUGGAUACCUUUACUUUUCUCUUUCAAAUUUGUAAAUUCAUAUGAAAAUAAAUGAAAAAAAUUGGAUACAA
Messenger RNA from Ruditapes philippinarum (Manila clam), 684 nucleotides. RefSeq lists its product as uncharacterized. Bases 73 to 648 code for a protein of 191 amino acids. The transcript has 3 exons. Lineage: Eukaryota; Metazoa; Mollusca; Bivalvia; Venerida; Veneridae. The record is from RefSeq and is a predicted model, not a curated record.